AUGCCCGUCAAUAGUCGUGUCUGCGACCGAUGCAUCAAGAAAAAAGUCAAGUGUGACCUACGACGUCCUCAUUGCUCUCGUUGCUUAGAAUCUAGCUAUUCGUGUACGUAUUCGACACGGAAGCGAAAGCCGGGUCCUCCACGAGGGUUUCGGCCGAGGACUCGCAAUAGUUCAGCAUCGAAUCCGCCGGUCAUCAGCCCACCAAAUCAUCAGGCAAAUAGCGACGAAUCAACAUCUGUGACGUAUUUCCAGCAGAGUGAUCAACUUGAAACCCCCGUAUUCAACAAUGAUGUUUCAGUACAUUUCGCACCAUGCAUUGAUCGUGUCGGUCCGAGCUUCUUACCGUAUGUGGCUAUGGCUGUACCUGCGUUAGGGUUGCCUAGCUUCCCAGGCUAUUACUUGGACUCUUCGCAGGAAAAAGACAUUUUACUGCGGUUUUUCGACGACAUACAUCCCGCUAUCCCACUGUUUCAGAAAAGCAGAUUUCUUAAGUCGUACGAUGAAGGUACAGCUUGUUAUGAUCUAGUCGUAAUAAUUAAUGCAAUCACGACCAAACUCCUAGGACCAGUUGAGUUUUGGAGUUCUGAGGAUGUAGACGCGUGUAUAAACUCACUACUCGGGUCGACAGCUUAUGAAAGCGAUUCAUUAGGCUCUCAGACUAGUCUAGAUCAUCUUAGGCAAGAAUGCCUCCUCGCCUAUUACAACUUUCAUCAGUUUCCCGGGCCAUCAGCCGGGAUGAGAAUAAGCCGAUUAACGCGCAAGGCUUAUACCUUGGGGCUCAAUCAAAUAGAGAAUCCCGACUUGUGUUCAGCCUUUAAUCACGGGUUAGUAACAGAAGAUGAGAUUGAAGAUUGGAGAUACAUAUGGUGGUGUAUCUACCGUCUCGAUUCAUAUUCAAAUAUUGCUUUGGGUACCCCUUUUAUGGUCGACGUGGAAAGUAUCAACAGCGCUCUCGUCAGGAGGUCAUUAUCUGAUGAGGUGGUUUCACACUCGCCCAAACUAUUCUUAACUGACGACAUAGACCAACUCUGGAGAACUUUGCAAGAUGUUGUGUUAAAUUAUUGUGGGCGAGAGUUGAAUAUUCACAUUCUUACCACCGCAAUGUUGCGCUAUGCUGGAAGCGUCUUAACGCUUAGGGCCACGAGAAAAUGUGUCGACUCUAAAACUGCUGUUCUAGGAGAUGCUCUUACUUCAGUUCUCCUCGUAUUGCCCCCUGGAUAUCUUAAUCCAAAGCGCAACGUACUAGCGGCCGAAUCUGAUAUUCACCAUUGCAUCCGGGUUACCAACAUAUUGCAUCUGCACAUGACGCGCCUUGUCGCCUCCUUACCCUCGAACCUAUAUGCCAACGAGGCUCAAUGGUUAGACUGCUGGCAACGAAGCCUUGAAACUUGCCAGGAUAUCGUCUCGGUUGUUGAUGAAUGGGAUAAUCAGUUCUGGUCUCGUGUUGAUCCCGCACUAUGUCUCAUUAUAUUCAAGGCUCUCUGGGUCACGAACCUACACCGCAGAUGUAUUGCCGAUGCAAGGUCGUCGUUGAUAUCCUGCCUGGCUCAUUCCGAGAGUACUCUCAUACUAUUCUUAGAAAGAUUCUCGAAAAUAUGGAUGCUACCCAAAGUUUUGCUUCCAAGCAAUGAUCUACUAACAUAUGCCGAUGUAGACCGGUUAAUGAAUCGGUUCAAAAUGCCCCUUCAUCCAAAAACACGACUGCGGACGUGCUCGAUAGAACCUAAAGAAACGGGGAUAUCUGGAGGAGUUAAUACAACUACCGCCUUUACGAAUCUAUAACCUCUCAUUUGACAUAUAAGACCCAGUGAUUCGGGGGGUUCAUAGGAUCGCAUGAAGUCUAUCUAGAUAAUAUCAAAACCAAUCAGGUAAUGUUUCUUGCGGCUAUUGGAAAUGACAUCUAUGUUAGUUAUGAUGCGUUUUUACUAGUUUGCUUCGCAUGAAAUUGUAACACGCCGCAAGUCUUAAUGUUCGCGGUAGGGUUUCGCUUAAAUCUACGUAUCAAGUUCUGGCCUUUCCUACUUUAUCUGGUUAACAGGUAGGUGAGAACUUUAGUCAGUAGAACUAUUUAACUUAUCCUACUUAACUUCAAG
Daldinia decipiens is the source of this 2093-nucleotide messenger RNA. RefSeq lists its product as uncharacterized. Gene Ontology annotation, biological process: DNA-templated transcription; regulation of DNA-templated transcription. Gene Ontology annotation, molecular function: zinc ion binding; DNA binding; DNA-binding transcription factor activity, RNA polymerase II-specific. The record is from RefSeq and is a predicted model, not a curated record. Lineage: Eukaryota; Fungi; Ascomycota; Sordariomycetes; Xylariales; Hypoxylaceae. Gene Ontology annotation, cellular component: nucleus. Bases 1 to 1782 code for a protein of 593 amino acids. The transcript is spliced from 5 exons.